AUGGUACCUCUGCUUCUGAUACUGAUUUUGAGUUGUUUCAUUGGGGCUUCACAAGGCCUCCAAGUUGGCUUCUAUGCCAACACCUGCCCCAACGCCGAAUCGAUUGUCCGCCGCGUCGUCAGUGAAGCAGCCGCCUCCGAACAAAAUGCUCCGCCCGUCUUGCUAAGACUUCACUUCCACGAUUGCUUUGUUAACGGCUGUGAUGGAUCAAUUCUGAUAACCACUGGCCUCGAAACUGACGAGAAGAGUGCAUUUGGGCAUCAAGGAGUGCAAGGGUUUGAAAUUAUAGAGAGGGCAAAGGCUCAAUUGGAAGCGACGUGUCCAGGAAUUGUUUCUUGUGCAGACAUAGUAGCCUUGGCUGCUAGAGAUGCAGUUUUUUUGACAAACGGACCUCUGUACGAGGUUCCGACCGGUAGAAGAGAUGGACUUGUGUCAAACAAAUCUUUGGCAGAUAAUAUGCCAGAUAUUACCGACUCCAUUGACACACUCAAAGCUAAGUUUUCUGAGAAAGGGCUCUCGGGGAUGGACCUUGUGCUUCUCAGCUCUGCACAUACAAUUGGGACAACGGCAUGCUUCUUCAUGACAAAUCGGCUUUAUGAAUUCACUGCGGGUGGUGGCUCCGACCCCUCGAUAAAUCCCGGGUUCCUACCGGAGUUAAAAGCUACUUGUCCUCAAAACGGCAAUCCUAAUACUCGAUUAGCUAUGGACCGGGGUAGCGGCCAAACGUUUGACAAACAAAUUCUGCAGAACAUUAGAAGUGGCUUUGCUGUGCUAGAAACUGAUGCUAGGCUUUAUGAAGAUGUUGCAACAAAAAGAGUUGUGGACUCCUAUUUCGGGUUCUUUAGCCCCGUUUUAGGACCAUCAUUUGAGGCAGAUUUUGCAAAAGCAAUGGUGAAAAUGGGCGAGAUUGGUGUGUUGACAGGUUCGGAAGGAGAAAUCAGGCGUCUAUCCGUGGUUAAUCUUAACAAGAUUUUUGAACAAAUAGCUGGAGACGAUUGCUUCCAGGAUAUUUUCUGUGUGGCCAAAAUCAGUGACCCGGUUAAACUCUCCGCCUCCAGGACCAAAUCCACUGCCUGGAACUGUGAUGGAUCCAAUCUGUUGUGCAACUCCACUAGUUCUUCUAAUUGCUCCCCAUGGCCUGUUGGAUUAUUUGGAGAGCAGAAGAAAAUGAUAUCUGUUCUUGCAGUUUAUGUGAGGUCAGGAAAGAAAUUAUCUUCUGGUCCACAUUCCAUUUAUGCAAUAUUCUGA
Fraxinus pennsylvanica is the source of this 1248-nucleotide messenger RNA. NCBI's taxonomy places the organism in Eukaryota, Viridiplantae, Streptophyta, Magnoliopsida, Lamiales, Oleaceae. The record is from the annotation of a GenBank genome assembly.